UGUUAGUUCCCUUUGAAAAUGAAACAACGAACAGGCAACACCCACCCGCGACUCUAUAAAUAAUAUAAACACGCCGUCAACUCACAUAACCUUCAGACGGAGAACCUGAAAGGAUCGCAGCCUCACUUUCUAAACAAAGCAAUGGCGUCAGUCGAUGUUAUGAACCCCCACUACGGGUGGGGGUUGAAAAAAAAUCCCCACCUGCUGAAAGGAUACAAUAAGGAUAAUAUCAAGCUGCUGUAUGAUGGCAAACCACUGGAUGAUGACUCUGCACCAGUGAAAAAAUACGGGAUCAAAGCCGGCUCAACUGUACAGAUGACAGACAACCUGGAAAGAUCACAAGUUCCCCGCCUAAACAUGGAAAAUUGUAAACUCGGCAUUAUCUUGCCUGAUGGUCGGAGGGUGUCGAUGAUGCUGUGCCCCGGACAGCUGCAGCGUAUGACUGUAAGCCAGUUCAAAGAGGACAUACUGAGAGUGUGGGCCAUCCAUGGAUACACUGAGAAACAUGUCACUCUGCAAGUUGAAGGCAAGACACUGGACAACCCCUCUGCAUUGCUGGCUGAUUGUGGAAUCAAAGCCGGCUCAACUGUGCAGAUGCUUUUAGAAGUCUUCAUUAUCUUGCCUGAUGGUCGGAGGAGGAAUCUGGCUUCCUCGUGGUUUGCAUCAUUUAACUUUGAUAAAAUAGAAGACUGUCUCAGAGAAAUCAGACUGUCAAUGAAAAAAUUAAAUGCAAAACGUUCCAUUAUGUAACCUCAAAGAAACGUUCUCUGAGGAAAUUUCCACCUUAUCCUGAUUAUUAUACUAGUUUAGCUGUUUCUGUAAAUACUUUAAAAUCAACAUUGGGACAACUAAACCACAUUUUCCGAUAACAAAUUUAAAAAAGAGAUCAUAUUUUACAUGAUGACUUUUACUUAUCUGCAUGGGCUCUAAGUAAUGUCAUGGCAGGAAGAAAGAAAAAUCUACAAGCUUAUAUCAAAUGAGGUGUUGCUAACUUGUUCAAAUCCUGGCGUUGGAGCUUAGACAAUUCAGGCCAAUAUUUUACUCAAAUACAUCAGGCCAUAUUUAAGUAUUUUGUUGUGAUCUUUAAUUUGAGUUUCUAGUUAUAAUCUUAAUUAUUUUUACCCUUUGCUCUUUUCACCACACCAAACCAAUAAAGGACCAAA
This is a messenger RNA of Haplochromis burtoni (Burton's mouthbrooder), 1163 nucleotides long. RefSeq lists its product as uncharacterized. The record is from RefSeq and is a predicted model, not a curated record. Gene Ontology annotation, molecular function: protein binding. Lineage: Eukaryota; Metazoa; Chordata; Actinopteri; Cichliformes; Cichlidae.